AUGGGAUCUUCUUCCGGAAUAGGGCGAUUUUCGUCACUGAAGGCGUGGGAGCUGUUCGGUGCAUCUUCGGAACGCUACAGACUUGUGAACGAGGAUCGGCUGGUGCAGCGACUUGGGAACACCCGUACGAUUAGUGCCCACGAAGCUUGCGUGAAUACGCUACGAUGGAACCGAGCCGGCACCUUGUUAGCAUCUGGGUCUGAUGAUCGAAAAGUGAAAGUAUGGAAUCUCGCUGGCGAUUGUAUUGCGUCAGUUGAGACAGGACACCAUGCCAAUGUAUUUGCUGUUGAGUUUUUACCCGCAGGAAAUGACCGCAUUUUGGUCUCAGCUGCCGGGGAUCGAUUGGUGAAAAUGCAUGAUCUUGACGGCUAUAGAGAUGAGCCAAUCACAUGGACAACAAACGGACGUGUGAAACGUUUGGCAACUGCACAAGAUGAACCCUACUUAUUUUGGUCAGCGUCCGAAGACAGCAAUGUCAGGGAGUAUGAUACUCGUACAAAUGAAGACCGAAAACUAAUCAAUACGGAGGAGAAGCGUGUGAAAUCAUUUGCGAUCUGUCAAGGACGAACUGAACUGGUAGCUGUGGCGACUGACGAAGCUCCAGUUCCCAUCUAUGACAGGAGAAAACCGGACAAACCAAUCCUGACAUGUGUUAAUGCUGACGACAAAUGUCAUGGUAAUUUUACUUACACCACACAUGUUUCGUUUGACGAAAUGGGAACGGAAUGCCUUGUAAAUCAAGGUUGUGGUCCAAUUUAUUUGUUCAAGCUGAAAUCCGAUGAUCGGCCUACAGUUUUACAAAAAAUUAAACAGAUAAUUGAGAAUAACGAUGACGUUCCGACGAAUGGUAAACACACUCUUGCGUUUGCUGAUGCACGAGAACAGGCAAAAGAACUUUUUAGUUCGAAAAAAUUCCCUGAGGCUAUUGAUAUCUAUAGUCGUGCUUUAAGUCUUUCUCCAAGCGACUAUGAUCGAAGCGUGCUGUUGUCGAAUCGUGGUAUGGGAUAUCUUUGUCGUAGAUGGGAAGGCGAUUCCUACGCUUGCGUGCGAGAUUGUGCAGAGGCCUUACUGUUGUAUCCAGGAAAUUCAAAGGCGCUUUGGCGGUUAACACGAUCACUCAUGCUACUGGAACAGUGGGAACUCGCAAAGGAGUGCAUAGAUUUAUUCAAGCGAAGGUUCCCUACUGACCGAUCUAUAGUGCGGCUUACAGACCAGGUUUCUGUAGCUAUGGAUUCAGCCCACGCUCACCAAUCGCAUGUGAUGAGUGACGACAAGAAUGUUAUAGACUACAGCGAGAGAUUUUGUGGGCAAACCAAUACACACACAGAUAUAAAGGAAGCUAAUUUUUUCGGGUCAAAAAAUCAAUAUAUAGUUGCGGGAUCGGACUGUGGUUCGUUAUUGUUAUGGAAACGAUGUUCUGGUGUUCUUGUUGCGGCAUGGAAUGCAGAUCAUUCGAUCCUGAACAUUGUCCAACCACAUCCAACACAAUUCAUGCUUGCCACAUCAGGAAUCGAAGAGGUGAUCCGUUUAUGGGAGCCGAUGGAAGAAGGAAAAGAGUGUGAAAGACGAAUAUCCGAACCAUGGACGCACUUCGGCCAACGCAAUCGACAUCCCACUGACGAGAGAGAUAUCUUUCUACGUCUCAUUGGUUCCCAAAUGAUGCGAAGCCGUGAGGAACGUCCCGAAUGUGUGACAAGCUAG
This is a messenger RNA of Necator americanus (New World hookworm), 1701 nucleotides long. RefSeq lists its product as uncharacterized. Lineage: Eukaryota; Metazoa; Nematoda; Chromadorea; Rhabditida; Ancylostomatidae. The record is from RefSeq and is a predicted model, not a curated record. Gene Ontology annotation, cellular component: Cul4-RING E3 ubiquitin ligase complex; cytoplasm. The transcript has 19 exons. Gene Ontology annotation, molecular function: protein binding. Bases 1 to 1701 code for a protein of 566 amino acids. Gene Ontology annotation, biological process: negative regulation of fatty acid biosynthetic process.